AUCACCUGAAGUUGUUUUAUUCCUUUUUAAACCAAUUAACUACUAGAAUUUAUCAUAAAUUCUAAACUUAAUGUAUGUUUGGUUUACAUUUCAUUUAACUAAUAUUAUGUCUUAUAACUGUGUAUAAUGAGCUCAGUUUAUCUGUUAUUUAGAUUACAGUAAAGAUCAGAGAUGAACAUUACAAAUGAUUAUCAAAUACUGGUAUUAAAAUUCACCCAAGAUACUUGUUUUGAAACCAUUUAAAUUAUUGUAGAAUUCAAUUUUAUCCUAAUAAAAAAAAAGUCAUGCAAUAAAAAUGAAAUUUCACACAACAAUGUAAAAUUAUUUUUAGAUGAUUUACAUUUUGUAAACAUCAGAUAUUCAGUCAGGCUUUAAGACAAAAUGAGUCCCAUUCAGGUGUGAGUGAACGUGUGUGUGUUCAUGCUCGAGUGACACCAACAGUGAUGUGUGAGUGUAAACAUGUUUACUACAUUUACGGAACAUAAUUGUGCUGGUUUUACAUCACUUCAGGCACAAAGACGACGCCUCUUCAUUUUGUCGGUUCUUUUGUAGAAGCUGAGUUUGUGUCACCAAACUGACAAAGGCUGGAAUGAGAGGAAGAUGCUGGAGUUUCUGAACGAGAGCCGUCAUCAAAUGUCUGCUACAAUAUGAACAUGUUCAGCUGCUCAUCUCUUCACUCAGCACAGAGAGUCAUCACACACUGACAAGAUGCUGCCAGCACUCUGCUCUCUCUUCACUGCUCUCUCAUGUGUCAGUGGUGUGACUGUGGUGACACAGAAGCCUCCUGUUCUCACGCCGACUAAAGGAGAGAAGACCACUAUGCACUGUAAUCUGGGGACUGUUACUACUUAUCAAGCUGUUUGGUAUAAACAGGUUCCAGGAGGAACUACACAGUAUGUGUUAGGGAAUUAUCAUAGCUGGAGCUCUCCUGACUAUGGAUCUGGCUUCUCCUCUCCUAAAUUCACAUCAACACACUCAUCUCUAUCAGAUUACGCUUUGAUCAUCAGUAAUGUGGAGGUAGGAGACUCUGCAUGGUAUUACUGUAAGACAUAUGACAGCUCUACUAGUGAGUGGGUAUCGCACACUGUGGUAUUCGGCCAAGGAACAAAGCUGAUCGUCACUGACUCUGCUCUCCCGGCUCCUGUUCUUACCAUCUUCCCUCCAUCCAGUGAAGAGCUGAAGUCUAACAAAGCCACUCUUGUGUGUGUGGCCAAUGACAUGUCAAGUGGUUUUGCUGAUGUGCGUUGGCUGGUGGAUAGAAACCCGAUCAGCAGUGGAGUGACCACUGGCUCUGCAGAGCAGCAGCCCAAUAAGAAAUUCAGACUGAGCAGCUAUUUGACCAUUGAGAGAUCAGAGUGGGAUAAAGAUAAAGCCAUAACAUGUGAAGUGUCUGCUGCCUCAAAAGCCACAACUAAAGAGAUUAAGAAGUCUGAAUGCAGCGACUGAACCUGAUCACAUCUGAUACAUUUUCAUUCUUUUCAUGCAAACUAACAGUUACUACUUGGCAGAGCUUCAUAGAAACAGUAGUUUAAUGUGUAGUGAAAGAUGCUGAUCUCAUUAACAACAACUGGAUCAUCUCCUGCUUAUGGAGUCAUUUGACUUUUAUGUUUAUGAACAAA
Molecule: messenger RNA, 1619 nt
Organism: Colossoma macropomum (tambaqui)
Lineage: Eukaryota; Metazoa; Chordata; Actinopteri; Characiformes; Serrasalmidae
Product: immunoglobulin lambda-1 light chain-like
Exons: 6
Coding region: 709-1446 (245 amino acids)
Biological process (GO): positive regulation of T cell activation; peptide antigen assembly with MHC class II protein complex; immunoglobulin production involved in immunoglobulin-mediated immune response
Cellular component (GO): MHC class II protein complex
Molecular function (GO): MHC class II protein complex binding
Source: RefSeq, a predicted model, not a curated record